This is a messenger RNA of Lepisosteus oculatus (spotted gar), 2484 nucleotides long. NCBI's taxonomy places the organism in Eukaryota, Metazoa, Chordata, Actinopteri, Semionotiformes, Lepisosteidae. The record is from RefSeq and is a predicted model, not a curated record.
GGCUGCGGGAUUUGAACCGGCAACCUUCCAGCUGCAGGCGCAGAUCCUGAGCCACAGAGCCACCGCUCCGCCCGCUCCGUUAAUAUUGAAAACCAGAUGAGUGAAUUGACCCAGGCGGCAUGUCUUUGGACGGCGUUAGGAUACCAGGGUGAGCUAUCCCAAGUUUGCGGACUUUUUCAAUUGUCGUUUCCCUUGCCGGAGCACUAGGUGGCGCUGCAGAGCCGCCCAACCGCGCUGUAGCCGAGCUGAACAACUAGUGCAGUUGCAUUCCUCAACAGACAGCGACGGACGAGGCAGCCGGGCGGGCGGUCUGGGAGCUCCGCGUUUAGGGGAAACAAGGCGAGCGGGCGUCUGGGUUUCGCACAAGCGCCUCACAUUUUUAUUUUUUGGGGGAGGGGGGGGGGCUCCAACGCACGAGGAAUAUCGGGGAAUCCGCCCGGGGAGGAGACGCGAUGUCGGAGUUCCUGGUGAAUCUGCUCGGGGAGCGGCUCGUCAACGGCGAGAAAGCCGAGGUGGACGUGCAGGCGCUGGGCAGCAAGCUGUCGCUCGUCGGGCUGUAUUUCGGCUGCAGCCUGAACGGCCCCUGCAAGCAGUUCAACGCCAGCCUCGGCGACUUCUACAGCAAGUUCAAAACCUCCUCGGAGCACAGAGACAAGCUGGAGAUUGUCUUCGUCUCGUCCGACCAGGACCAGAAACACUGGCAGGAGUUUCUGCAGGAGAUGCAGUGGCCGGCGCUGCCUCUGAAAGAGAGACACAGGAAGAUGAAGCUGUGGAAUAAGUACAAGGUGACCAGUAUCCCCUCGCUGGUGUUCGUGGACGCUGCCACGGGGAAGGUCGUGUGCCGGAACGGGCUGCUGGUGGUCCGGGACGACCCCAAAGGGCUGGAGUUCCCCUGGGGGCCCAAGCCCUUCAUGGAGGUGGUGGCGGGGCCCCUGCUGAGGAGCAGUGGUCAGACGGCGGACAGCAGCUGCCUGGAGGGCUCCUACGUGGGCGUGUACUUCUCGGCGCACUGGUGCCCGCCGUGCCGCAGCCUGUCGCGGGUGCUGGUGGAGUCGUACCGCACGGUGAAGGAGUCGGGACAGAAGUUCGAGAUCGUGUUUGUCAGCGCCGACAGGUCGGAAGAUUCUUUUAAACAGUAUUUCAGCGAGAUGCCCUGGCUGGCCGUCCCGUAUUCAGACGAGGGCCGGCGCUCACGGCUCAAUCGACUGUACGGAAUCCAAGGGAUCCCCACCCUCAUCCUGCUGGACGCCGAGGGCCGGCUGGUCACGCGGCAGGGCCGUGUGGAGGUGCUGAACGACCCCGAGUGCCGCCGCUUCCCCUGGCACCCGCGGCCCGUGCUGGAGCUGAGCGAGUCCAACGCCGCGCAGCUGAACGAGGGGCCCUGCCUGGUGCUGUUCGUGGGUGAGUUGGCAUGCGGGGUGCUGUACCCCGCCACGGUCUGCCAGGUGGGAAGUCAGCCGUGCGAGAUUGCGGUAAAAACGUGGUGCCGAGAGCAGCGCUGCAGUAAAGCAAAGCACCCCCUCUUGCGAGAGAGAACCUCCCAUCUCCCAGAAGCCGGUGGUAUUGGGGGGAGUCCCCCCAAGUGUGCACGAGCAUUUCUGUCUAUUGUAACUAGCAGAUACGAGUGCUCUCUGCAGUGGGCUGGCCGGCUGGCCCCUGUGUUUGCCUGGUUAGGCUCAGACCCCUGUAGGGCGAAGCAGGCUCUGACAGUAGACAGAACUUCACUUCUUUACUCGCUGAAGCCCGCUGAGAGGGUCAGGGCUGUGUGGCGCUUGAACACACUGCGACCUCACCCGGCCUCUCCUGUGUCCGUCUGUCUCUGUGCGCAGGACGACAUGAGCGACUCCCUGCGCGAUUACACCAACCUGCCAGAGGCGGCGCCCCUGCUCACCAUCCUCGACAUGUCCGCCCGCGCCAAGUACGUCCGCGACGUGGAGGAGAUCACGCCCGCCGUGGUGGAGCAGUUCGUGGGGGACUUCCUGGCCGAGAAGCUCAAACCCGAGCCCAUCUAGCGUGGACAGAACCGGACUGUACCCCCCCUCUUCCCUUUACCUGUACACAGCACCCCCUCCCACACACACACACUGCCAGACUGUUAGAGCAGAGCCUCGCUUUUAACUGAUGUUUUACACAUUUUCUAUUAACUUCCAUCCUGAGGUCCUCUUCUCCAUCUCCUGUGGUGCCUUUCAUUGACUACAGCGCCCCCUUGUGUUCCGAAUCCUGAAGUGCAAGCAUUUUUUUUCUUUUUUUGCUGUUGCUAUUGUAAGGAUUAUUUCAGCAUUUACUGCAAGAAAAAAAUAACUCCCCUCCAGAACGGACUGGUGUUCUUCUGUUUUUAUUUUCUUUCGUUUUUUUUAAACCUUUUCAUUUUACCCAGAACACGCCUUUUUUUUUCCUUUUUCAAAACGAUCUAACUUGCCAAAAGAUAUUAAGUAAAACUGAAAAAAAAUAAAAAGUAUUCAAUAAAUGAGCUGUAUUUCGGAA